Molecule: messenger RNA, 3446 nt
Organism: Electrophorus electricus (electric eel)
Lineage: Eukaryota; Metazoa; Chordata; Actinopteri; Gymnotiformes; Gymnotidae
Gene: fes
Product: FES proto-oncogene, tyrosine kinase
Biological process (GO): peptidyl-tyrosine phosphorylation
Molecular function (GO): non-membrane spanning protein tyrosine kinase activity; ATP binding
Source: RefSeq, a predicted model, not a curated record
CUGCUUUACCUACGCCAGCUCCCGCUGCUCCGUCACGGUUGGUUGUGCCGCGAGCGGCGUCAAUACGCACUCGCUUAUCUUUUAUUUCCUUUGGCUCGCGCUACUUCUCUGACCGGUUAUAAGCCUGGACGCGCACGCAUUUAAUAUCCGUCUUCCUGGUUUCGGCUAGGCUAGGCUAUCUACGGGCGAACGCAUAUACACCUUUCUACUCGUUGCUCCUAGUGUUGUUGCUGCAAUUGCAUUCUGCGUGUGUCGUCGCGUUUUAGAUGGACAUUUUCACCAUUUAAGGAUCGCGAGAGGAGGUAUUUGCUGCGCGAGACAAUCCAAGGAGGUUAUUUUAGGGCAUCGUGAAGAUGGGCUUCAGUGAGGAUCUGUGGUGCCACCAAGGCCACGCCGCAUUGUUACGAUUGCAGGACUCCGAACUGCGCCUCAUGGAAGUGAUGAAGAAGUGGAUGACGCAGAGGGCGAAGAGCGAUCGGGAGUUCUCCGCACAGCUGCAUCAAAUGGCAGUCUUAGUGGAGAAGAUGGAAGGUCCUCAGCCAGGGGCAGGUCUAGACUACAUCAGCCAGCUCAACAAGUCAUGGAAUGUGAUGGUGAGCGAGACGGAGAACCUGAGCCGAAUCUUCCGGCAGCACUCUGAGGAUCUGAUGGUGGGUCCCCUCAGCAAACUCACCCUCCUUAUUCGAGACAAGCAACAGCUAAGGAAGACCUACGGGGAGCAGUGGAACCAACUCAACCAGGAGCUGUGCAGGGUCACUCAGACCGAGUUGGACCGACUGAAGUCCAGUUACAAGCAGCUGGUAAGGGAUGCCUCCCUGGCCAAGAGGAAGUUUCAGGAAGCGAGUAAAGACAAAGACCGUGAGAGAGCCAGGGAGCGCUACGUCAAGGCCACGCUGAAGCUUCACGAGCACCACAAUGAGUAUGUGCUGGCGGUGAAGGCAGCUCAGGUGCACCACGAGCUGCAUUAUGGCCGGAGCCAGCCCGCUCUCCUGGGAGCUCUGCAGACCCUACAGGAGGAGAUGGUGCUUGUGAUGAAGGAGAUUCUGCAGGAGUUCUUUGACCUGUCCAGCCUGCUCCAGGAGGAGGUGGGGCAGGUUCACAAUGAGAUGGCCAAAGCACUGAAAGCAAUUGAACCACACAGAGAAUAUGAAAGCUUCAUUCAACAGAAUAGGUCGAGAACUGAGGUGCCUUCCUGCGUGCAGUUCGACUCCAGCCUGUUGGAUGAUGUCGAACUUCUGAUGCCCGAGGAGUUGCAGCUCAACGAGCUGACUCUGGAGGGGAUCCAGCACCGGCUCACCGCUGUGGAGGAGGAGCUUCUCAGUCUAGCAGCCAUUCUUGGAACACAGCAGGUUUCUGUCAAUCAACUGGAGCUGGAACUCGAAGCUGAGGAGGGUGUGGCUAACGCAGGCCAAAGGGUGUACCAGUUCAGCAAGCGUAACGCUCUGGAGGACAGCCGGCAGCAGGUGGUGAUGUCCAUGGUGGCGCGUGCCCGACUGGAGGCCCAGCGGAAGAUGCUGGCAGACAAGCUGCAGUAUCUGGGCAGCCGCGAAGCCCCCACUGUGGGUCUGCAUGACGACCACCUCUCCAUCACGUCCAGCAUUUCAAGCGAACAUGACAAAGACUUCAAGCUUAUAGGCAUGGAUGGCAUUAUCAGUCACUUCGGCAACUUGUUCAAACCCAAGUACACGAGUGUGUUUUACGAUGCUUCCCAGGUGCCUCCCGCCCUGUCUCCCGUCCUGGAGGCUCAGAAGCCUCUGAGUCAGCAGGGCUGGUACCAUGGGGCUAUCCCCCGUGUGGAGGUACAGGAGCUGCUGAAGAACGACGGCGACUUUCUGGUCAGGCAGAGCCAAGGCAAGCAGGAGUAUGUGCUGUCUGUGCACUGGAGUGGCCAGUGUCGGCACUUUCUUAUACAGAACACAGAGGGUAUGUACCGUCUGGACGGUGAAGCCUUCCCCUCUGUACCACAGCUCAUGAACCAUCUCCUCAAAUCCCACAAAAACGUCACCAAGAGGACAAACAUAGUCCUGAAAAGUCCAGUCGUCAAGGACAAGUGGGUCCUAGCUCAUGAUGAUGUCAUCCUUGGGCAAAGCAUUGGGCGGGGGAACUUUGGUGAGGUGUUCAGUGGUCGCCUACGCUCAGACAACACAGCAGUUGCAGUGAAAGCCUGUCGGGAAAACCUUCCCCCAGAGCAGAAAAAUAAGUUUCUCAUGGAAGCAAGGAUCCUGAAGCAGUAUGACCAUCCGAACAUAGUGAAGCUUAUUGGAGUGUGCACCCAGAAGCAACCCAUCUACAUAAUCAUGGAGCUGGUGCAAGGGGGCGACUUCCUCUCUUUCCUUCGCGCACAGGGACAUAACCUGAAGCCAAAAAUGCUGAUCAAGAUGGCAGAAAAUGUGGCAGCCGGUAUGGAAUACCUGGAGAGCCAGAAAUGCAUUCAUCGGGAUCUUGCGGCGAGGAACUGCCUAGUGGCAGAGCAAAGUGUGGUGAAGAUCAGUGACUUUGGAAUGUCACGCCAGGAGCAGGAUGGCGUGUACUCUGCCACGGGGGGCAUGAAACAGAUUCCAGUAAAAUGGACUGCCCCAGAGGCCCUUAAUUAUGGGCGCUACACCAGUGAAAGUGACGUGUGGAGCUUUGGGGUGUUGCUGUGGGAGACCUUUUCUAGAGGAAUCUCACCUUACACCAGCAUGACCAAUCAGCAGACUAGAGAUGAGGUAGAAAGAGGCUAUCGAAUGCCAGCUCCCAGUGGCUGUCCAGCUGAGAUAUAUACCCUCAUGUGUUACUGUUGGCAGUAUGACCCCAGAAACCGCCCUUCCUUCCAAAAACUAAGAGCAGAUCUACAAUCCCUUUACUCGUAACAUCCAAGAUGAUGGUUUCACACCAAAUUACCGGAUGAUUUACUUUAAUUUAUUGGUGCUACACCCAUCCUAUCACAGAUCAAAUUAUGUAAAUAAUACUGUAGCUCAGUGUUUCACUAAACAUCUUUGAUGUAUGUGCUUAUCAUGAAAUAUCUACACCGUAGAUACAUAAAGAAAAAUCCAAAUGCCAUGUCAGACAGCACACUGUUUACUUCAGAGAAUACCAAGCUGCCUAAAAAACAAACUUCUGUUUUGUUUUCUCUGUUCCUAAAACACAGGAGUUCAUAUCUGAUGUUACUUCACACCAGCUCAGAAUUUGAUGCAAUGCUUUUCAUCCAGCAUGUGCAUUUGAGAUUCCAAGCAGUAUAGACAUGGAAGUAUUAAAAAUCUGUGUAUUUGUAUCCGCCAGCAUUAUGCUUUACUGCCACAGGCAUAAUGAAAAAUACCAUCCAACAAAGAAAGCACUUGAGAAAAGUGACACUUCUGAAGGAUGCUUAGAACCUGGUAUGUCGAUAGGCUACAUUUCAUGCAGUGCAUAUAUGCUCCAGGUGGUAUGCAAGUGUUACCAUAAUAACAAUUAAACAUUUAAUGUUU